GCAAUACAAGAUUUUCUUUCUACUUAUAAAGCUAUGAGAUUUGCAUUGACCGAAUAUUCAUGUGCCACUCCAGAAGAAUAUGAUGAGAUAGUAGAAAAUGCUACUAAAGAAUUAAUUGAAUAUAAUUCUGAAUUUGGCUCAAGAAAAUAUUUCGGUCAAAAACCUAUG
Messenger RNA from Dentiscutata erythropus, 168 nucleotides. Lineage: Eukaryota; Fungi; Glomeromycota; Glomeromycetes; Diversisporales; Gigasporaceae. The record is from the annotation of a GenBank genome assembly.